AUGUGGAGCUGCUUUUUAUCAGCCACACUCCUGCUCCUGUUCGGUGUGGAGCAGUCUGAAGCUCAGGGGAGGUGCAAUAAUGUCCAAGCGGCAGAUAUAGUGUUUCUGGUGGACGGGUCGUCGAGUAUCGGUCGAGCAAACUUCCUCCAAGUGAAAGGGUUUAUGGCCGGGAUCGUGAAGCCUUUCGUCAGCGCAGUGGGAUCUUCAGGGAUCCGGUUUGGAGCAGUGCAAUACAGCGACACUUCAAGGGUGGAGUUCACCUUCACCUCGUACCUGAACGGCUCGGAGCUGCUCGACGCGGUGCAGAAUCUAAAUUAUAAAGGAGGAAACACACGAACAGGAGCAGGGCUGAAGUUUGUGUCUGAUAACUUCUUCAACCCUGCCUCCAGCCGGGACGUCCCAAAGAUAACGAUUCUGAUCACCGACGGCAGAUCUCAAGACAGCGUUCAGGACCCGGCACAGAAACUCAGGAGCCAAGGAGUGCACGUGUUUGCUGUCGGCGUCAAGAGCGCGGACCGGAACGAGCUGGCCCAGAUCUCGUCGGAGCCCAGCGCAGACUUCACCUCCUUUGUGGGAGAGUUCAAGCUCCUGAACAGCCUCCUCCCCAUCGUCGGCCCCAGAGUGUGCUCCAAAGCAGGAGGAGUCUUUGCCAGCGACGAGGCGUUCUCCGGUCCAUCCAACCUUCAGUUCACUGGGCAGACCGCGGACUCGCUGCGGUUCCGAUGGACGGCAGCCUCUGGUCCGGUCAGCGGGUACCUGAUCCAGUUUGCGCCUCUGUCAGGACUCGGGCAGCCCAUAAACACAGAGCUCAGACAGGAGACGGUCUCGGCCUCUCAGCGCUCGUUCACGGCCCGGGAGCUACGGCCGGGAACAGACUACCUCAUCACGGUGAUCGCCCAGUAUCCCAACAGCGUGGGAGACUCCACCUCAGGCAAACAGAAGACCAGAUCGGCUCCAGGACUGUCCAACCUGCGUCUGGUGGAGGCCGGCUUCUUCUCUCUGUCUGUGGGAUGGGAACGACCCUCCAGUCCAGUGCAGGGCUACAGACUGACCUACGGGCCCCGCGGGCAGCCGGCUGCAGAUCUUCUGGAGCAGUCGAUCUCCGCAGACAGCACCUCGGUCACGUUAGAGUCUCUUCAGCCUGGAACAGAGUAUGUGAUCAGUCUGUACCCUCUGGUCCCACGUAGCUCCGCCUCCCCUUCUGUGCUCAACGCAAACACAUUGGCUCUGGAGGCCGUAAAGCAGCUGUCGGUGCAGACUGAGUCCGAGGGCAGUGUGCGAGUGCAGUGGGGAGGAGUGAGUGGAGCUCAGGCCUAUCGUCUCGUCUGGGGCCCGUUCACAGGACAGACCGUGGAGAGCGCAGAGGUGGCGGCCGACACCACCUUCUACAUUCUGUCACGCCUGGAACCAGAGACGGAAUACAUCAUCACCAUCAUCCCUCUGUACCAGGGGGGCGCCGAGGGACCUGUGGCCACUGCUCGCUUCAAGAUCGAGCGUCAGGAGCAGCAGCAGCUCAGAGCUCUGACCACCGGACCGUCCACCAUCAGACUCAUCUGGAGGUUCAUACAGUCGUCCAGAGGAUAUCGGCUCGAGUGGAGAGCUGGAGAGGGGGGCAGAGUGCAGACUCUGUCGUUUCCUCGGGGCACCACGAACUACGACCUGACGGGGCUCCAGCCGAACACUGAGUACAUCAUCACACUGUACACUCUGUACGAGGGCCGAGAGGAGGCUACACCUGUGUCCACCACCGCCAGAGAAGAGCAGCCUGUGGGCCGAGUGUCCGACCUGCGCGUGGUCGAGUUCCUGGGCAGCACCGUCAGACUGGGCUGGAUUGGGGUUGCCGGGGCGACGCAGUACCGGAUCAUCAUCCAAAACGCAGAGGACGGCAGUGAUGAAAUCCGCAGUGUUCCUGGGAACCAGACGACUCUGGACCUACGCGACCUCAUUGUGGGCGUGUCCUAUGGUGUCAGCGUCACGGCGAUGGUGGGAGACAGCGAGGGAGAUCCAGUCACGGUCUACAUCAAACCAGAGCAAGUGGUGGAGCGAGUGUCCAACCUCAGAGUGACCAAUGUGAGCAGCAGGAGGAUCCGCAUCAGCUGGAGCGCUGUCCCUGGAGCCACGGGGUACAGGGUGACGUGGAGACAAGGCAACGGCCCGGAGCAGACUCGCACUAUUGGCCUGGAGACCACCUCGUUCACCAUCGACGCCCUGUCCCCUGACGUUGCUGUGGCAAUCGGCGUGUCCGCUCUGGUGGGUGACCGGGCCGGCGAGGUGGUCACGCUCUCGGCCCGGACAAACCCGAACGUGGGCUCUGUGUCCGGGCUGCGCAUUGUGGACGUGACAUCACAGAGAAUCCGCAUCAGUUGGGCCCUGGCCUCGAGGGCCACAGGAUACAAGAUCACAUGGAGAAGAGACGACGGGCUGGAGGCGACGCGUACUGUGGCGACUGACGUGUCGUCCUUCACCAUCGACGGACUGCAGUCGGACUCUUCGUACAGCAUCCUGGUGUCUGCUCUGAACGGCUCCAGGGAGGGGGCCCCCGCCACUCUGACCGUGCGCACAGAGUCGGACCAGUCGUUGGUGGGGACGGUGACCUCGCUCCAGGUGCAGGAGGGCAGAGGGGAGGUGGUCCGGAUCACAUGGGUCGGAGUCCAGGGAGCAACAUCCUAUAGAGUGUCCUGGAGGAGAACUGAUGGGGGCGAGGAGCGCAGUCGGGUGGUGAGUGGGGACCAGACCGCGGUGGACUUGGACCAGCUGGACCCUGGAGUCCAGUACGAGGUGCAGGUCAUGGCUCUGGUGCAGAACAGAGAGGGGUCUCCGGUGUCGGUCAGAGUCACCACACCUGGCACCUCCCCUCGGCCCGUCACUCGGCUUCAGGUCACUGAAGUGGCCGAGACCACGGUGCGUCUGGCCUGGAACACUGUGUCUGGUGUCACUGGGUAUAUCCUGCGCUGGAGAGAAGAGACGGACCCAGGAGCCGGUCUCUCCAUCUCGCUGCCCUCCUCCUCACUCUCGUAUCUCGUCGGUGGUCUGCGUUUGGGUCGGAGAUACCGCUUCACUCUGCAGCCCACGUUUGAGAGCGGCCUGGGAUCAGAGAGCUUCGUGGAUGAACACCCAGUUUGUGCAGGAGGUCGUCUGGACGUGGUGUUCCUGGUUCCUGCCUCCACAGACAGAGUGCCCCUUGCCGGCCCCCUGAGGGCGCUGCUGACCAGUGCUGCCCGCUCCAUCAACACCUUCGGGGAGAGAGAUUCACAGAUGGGAAUUGUCGUUUAUGGAUACAGACCCAAAAUCUGGUUCCUGCUGAACCGCCACAGCAGAUCCGACUCGCUGCUGCAGGAAAUCCAGUCCACUCCGUUCGACGAGGGUCCAGGGAAUAACAUAGGCCAGGCAGUGAACUUCACGACUCAGUACUUGCUCACACCAUCAGCCGGUCGCAGGCCUCGAGUCCCGGGAGCCGUGGUGAUAAUCACAGACCGCAGAUCGGAAGACAACCUCACUCUGGCUGCUAACUACCUCCGAGCCACAGGGGUGACCGUCCUGGCUCUGGGCGUGGCUCAGGCCGACUCUGAGGAGCUGCGCAGAGCGGUGACCGACAACAGCGGUCAGAACGUCCUGUUCGCAGCCGAUGCUUCCCAACUGGACGCUCUGCACACAGAGCUGUCUGACCUGCUCUGUGGGAUCGCACGCAUUCCUGAAGUGUUUCCGGGGACAGACCAGUGCACCAUCAACUGUCCGCGGGUGAGACACGGGACAGGGACAAACAUUAGUCUUAAUGAAAACAAGAUUUACGAAAGGGGGUUGAUAAAAGAACAGUGA
Messenger RNA from Knipowitschia caucasica, 3816 nucleotides. The record is from the annotation of a GenBank genome assembly. Lineage: Eukaryota; Metazoa; Chordata; Actinopteri; Gobiiformes; Gobiidae.